AACUUUGGAUAAAAUGAAGAUAUAGUACAAAACACUUGUCUGUGGUGCAUAUUAAACCAUAUUUUCAAUUUAUUCAAUAUACAUAUUCCACCUAACUCACUCUCUCAUCUAAACAAAAAAAAAUAAUUAGUCAAAUAACAUGGAUGCUUGUUUCCUCUCCCAAACUUCCUUCACCAAAAUCAGAGCUGGAUCUCUAACUUUCUCCAAAAGAUCUUCUCAACAAUUCAAUUCAAGAAAAGUUGGAAUUCCAUUUCAUGUAUCAUGUUGCAACAUGUCAUCAUCAUCGUCGCCGUUAGAUGAUGACAAACCAACUGUUAAUACCGAUUGGCGAACUUUCCGAGCAAAAUUGGUGGCCGGAGAACAAUUACAAAACCCGGAGUUACUUUCACCGGUGACUAAUCCAGACGCGGUUGCAGAUCAACCAUCACUAAUCACAAUUGGCGACAAAUGGGCUCAUAUAAUCCACGAGCCCGAAAGAGGUUGUUUGUUAAUAGCAACAGAAAAGCUCGACGGGGUCCACAUUUUCGAACGAACGGUGAUCCUUCUUUUAUCAAACGGCCCAAUAGGCCCGUCCGGGAUCAUACUCAAUAGACCGUCUUUGAUGUCCAUUAAAGAAACAAGAUCAACAGCAUUUGAUGUAAAGGGUACAUUUUCUAAUAGUCCUUUGUAUUUUGGAGGACCUUUAGAAGAAGGGUUGUUUUUGGUGAGUCCUAAAGAUGAUGGUGUGGUGAGAGUAAGUGGUGUUUUUGAUGAAGUGAUGAAGGGUUUGUAUUAUGGUACAAAGGAAAGUGUAGGGUGUGGUUCUGAAAUGGUGAAGAGGAAGGUUGUUGAGGUUGGUGAUUUUAGAUUCUUUGAUGGGUAUUGUGGGUGGGAGAAAGAACAAUUGAAAGAUGAAAUUAGGGCUGGUUAUUGGACUGUGGCUGCUUGUAGUCCAAGUGUUGUUGAUUUGGGGAAUGUUGGAAGUGUUGGCCUUUGGGAUGAAGUUCUUGGCCUUAUGGGCAAAAGGAAGGUCAAGUGACAAGGUUUACUUUACUUAAAUCAUGUUUAAACUUAAUAUUUCGAAAAUUUAUGUUGUAGAUAUUGAACUUAGUGAUGGUUUGAAUAUGAGAGUUAAAUAACAUAUUGAACUUCAUUUGGCUGAAA
Messenger RNA from Vicia villosa (hairy vetch), 1143 nucleotides. RefSeq lists its product as uncharacterized. The coding region runs from base 140 to 1018 and encodes 292 amino acids. The record is from RefSeq and is a predicted model, not a curated record. The transcript has 2 exons. Lineage: Eukaryota; Viridiplantae; Streptophyta; Magnoliopsida; Fabales; Fabaceae.